GACGGCGCUCACAUACAGAAUUCUGAGAUGUAUGUAGAACACUGCCGCAGUAUUUUACGUAAGCUGGAGCCAGUGACCCCACAGCUGGAUAUUGACGGAGAAAAAAACAUCUGGAUCUUAAAACCAGGCGCUAGUUCCAGAGGAAGAGGUAUAUACUGCGAAAAUCGCAUGGAACACAUACUUGGUUUAGUGGAUAGUGAUCCUGAAGUCAUAUUAAGUGAGAGAUGGGUAGCACAAAAGUAUGUUGAGAGGCCACUUCUUAUACAUGAGGCCAAAAUUGAUCUCCGUCAACAUUUUCUAAUAACGGACUGGAACCCCUUAACCAUCUGGUUCUACAAGGACAGUUUCAUCCGUUUCUCAUCACAGCCCUUCACACUGGAGAAAUUAGACCGCGCCAUCCAUGUGUGUAACAAUGCUAUACAAAGGGAAUUAGAGAAUGCGCCAAAUCGUCACCCUGACCUGCCUGAAGAGAACAUGUGGCACAGUGACGAAUUCAAGGCGUACCUUCGUAAAAUCGGAAAAGAGCAUGUCUGGGACUCAGUGAUUAUACCAGGGAUGAAGAAAGCCCUCAUUCAUGCUAUGCAGGUUUCCCAGGAUAAAACAGACUAUAGAAAGAACAGCUUUGACCUUUUUGGUGCAGAUUUUAUGUUUGGAGAAAACUUCCAGCCCUGGCUACUUGAGAUCAAUUCCAAACCUGAUAUAAAGCAAGACACAUCAGUGAUGGACAUUCUUGUUCCACCCUUGCUAGAGGACUUACUCCGAGUGGUGAUUGACUACAAGAAUGACCCUAACUGUGACGUAGGAGGAUUUGAGCUGAUAUAUAAACAGGCUAAAAUUGAAGCCCCUACAUAUACUAUAGAAGACCUGACAGUGCGCGGAAUCUCAGUUAAAAAUCCUGCACUAUAGACAAAACAAUCUGGACAAUAGAGAUUUUACCAGAAAGCAGACAAGUGGGUCCUCUUCCUUUUUCUUGUGAAAUCUGUAUCUGCUGCACAGAAGAUCAAAUACAGAGACAAGAUGGGUUUGGGAGGUGGGACCAGGAUAGAGGACCAACACUAAAGUGUGAUCAGCGUUUGAGCGGAGAUCCAAGAAGAAACUCCUACAUAUACUGGAAGAUAAUUAAUAAUAAUAAAUAAUG
Xenopus tropicalis (tropical clawed frog) is the source of this 1138-nucleotide messenger RNA. RefSeq names its product tubulin monoglycylase TTLL3-like. Lineage: Eukaryota; Metazoa; Chordata; Amphibia; Anura; Pipidae. The coding region runs from base 28 to 906 and encodes 292 amino acids. Gene Ontology annotation, molecular function: ligase activity. The transcript has 4 exons. The record is from RefSeq and is a predicted model, not a curated record.